Messenger RNA from Centruroides sculpturatus (bark scorpion), 940 nucleotides. RefSeq names its product inositol hexakisphosphate kinase 1-like. Gene Ontology annotation, cellular component: cytoplasm; nucleus. NCBI's taxonomy places the organism in Eukaryota, Metazoa, Arthropoda, Arachnida, Scorpiones, Buthidae. The transcript has 7 exons. Gene Ontology annotation, biological process: phosphatidylinositol phosphate biosynthetic process; inositol phosphate biosynthetic process. The record is from RefSeq and is a predicted model, not a curated record. Gene Ontology annotation, molecular function: inositol hexakisphosphate kinase activity. Bases 356 to 925 code for a protein of 189 amino acids.
CCCUACAUCAACACAUUUCAAGUAAAAAAAAAUAACGUAUAUUCAUAUUUCGAGAUACGGUUUCACAAAAAUCACUUUCUUGCCUCUUUUUCCUCUUCGUUCCGUACACAAACACAAGCCGCUCUACGCCGGAAACCGUCAUCGAAAAACGUGCUGAGAAACUGUUAAUUUUUAAAUCUUGGAAUUAAGAGUGCUGCAUUUCAGAAAUUAGUUCUAAAUUAAAUCAAAUUAACAACAAUACUUCAUUAUAAUUCAGAACUUAUUAUUAAUUAAUAUUGAUUUUUGAAACAUUAAGCAAAAUUUAGCUUUCUUUAAAUGUGAUUAUUUUACCUGUGUUUGCAAUGUGUAUAAUCUGAUGGCAGCUGAUGGAAACAGUUUUGAAGAAUUCCAAUUGGAACCAUUUAUUCAUCAGGUUGGUGGGCAGUCUUCCAUUUUACAACUGGAUGACACAACAAUAUGCAAAUAUCUCAAUUUACAGGAAUUAAAUUUUUACACUUCUAUUCCUGACCAAUUAAAAGCACUGGUUCCAGAUUUUAAAGGAGUUGUUGAAGUUAAUUUUACUGAAGAUAGUGAUGGAUUUUUGAUGCUAACUGCUCAUCCUUCUGAUAAAUUUAUAUUGAAUUCUCAUUUGCAAACCUUACAACAAAAUAGAAGUGAAAAAAAGACUAAAUGCAGUUUAAAUUUCUCCUCUUCAAGAAUUCGUGUAAAUCAUACUGGAAAUAUAGAGAUUGUAAAUGAGUUAGAAGAAGAAGAACAGAUAUUUGAAGAAGGUGAUCAAACUGAUGGAACUGUUAGAAGUUCUCAUAAUCCAUGGGCAUUGCGUUGUCACAGAAAGCAAUUUAAGAAGUUGAAAGCAAAUUCAUCUUCUAUUGCUUUUUCUAAUCAUGGUAGGAAAUUUUUGAAUAUUAUAUCAACUAUUUCUUAGUAUACUUAUAUAAAU